Molecule: messenger RNA, 798 nt
Organism: Aspergillus alliaceus
Lineage: Eukaryota; Fungi; Ascomycota; Eurotiomycetes; Eurotiales; Aspergillaceae
Product: thioredoxin domain-containing protein
Exons: 2
Coding region: 1-798 (265 amino acids)
Cellular component (GO): cytoplasm
Source: RefSeq, a predicted model, not a curated record
AUGCUUGUUGGAGUCGACUUGCAUUCAAUGGCGAGGUUUUGCUUUGCAAAGAAUUGCUACCUGCAAUUCCGGCCCAUCAUGGCUCGAAAUAUUGAGUCUAAACACUUCGCAAGGGACCUAGACGAUGAGAUCGAUGAUGACGACUUGUUGAAGGCCUUAGAGAAUGAAGAUGACUCUGCCUAUCGAGCCCAACGUAUCGAAGAGCUCAAUGCCGAGUUUACGUCCGCGAAAAAUAGCCGGUCACCUGCCUCCGCCCUGGCUGAGACGACGAUUGUCGAAAAUAGCCUAUACCCAACGCUGAAAAGCGACCAGACAUUGCUCAACUUCACAACGGAGACCCACCGAUGUGUGAUCCAUUUUGCGCACCCUGAUUUCGCACGCUGCAGCACCAUGGACGAACAUAUGCAGGUCUUGGCGGCGCGGCAUUACGAGGCGCGCUUUGCUCGGGUCGAUGUUAGGAACACACCAUUCAUCGUCGAAAGGCUGAAGAUACGUGUUCUCCCAUGUGUGGUCGGUUUCAAAGAUGGGAUUGCUGUUGAGCGUGUGGUUGGCUUUGAAGGUCUGGCUUUGGGGGGGUGUGAUGGAACCGACAGCUUCAGCACGGUUACUCUCGAAAAAAGGCUGCUAUGGAAAGGUGUCCUUGCACAUGCGAAGCUCAAAGCCAACAAUGAGGACUCUGAGACAUCUGAUGACGAGGAGGACGGUGGCAGGUCACGAAACCAUGGGAGACAGGCUAUUCGAGGCGGGGCAACACGAUAUAACAGGGAUGACAGCGACAACGAUGACGAUUGGGAUUGA